Messenger RNA from Knipowitschia caucasica, 468 nucleotides. Lineage: Eukaryota; Metazoa; Chordata; Actinopteri; Gobiiformes; Gobiidae. The record is from the annotation of a GenBank genome assembly.
AUGAUUCCUGAAGAUAACUUUGGAUCGGAGGUGAUGGCCAACAGGAUGCACUCUGCUGGGCUUGCCUUGGAGGAGCUCCUGGUCACAGCUCAAAGACAGGAUUGCCUCACAGUUGGCAUCUACGAAUCGGCUAAACUCCUCGUUGCUGACCCUGACAGUGUGGCUCUCUGUGUGCUGGUGGUGGAUGAUGAAGAAGACAUUGCGUUGCAGAUCCACUUCACGCUGCUCCAGGCGUUCUGCUGUGACAGCAACAUCACCAUCCUCAGAGUGUCCGGGGUACAGAGGCUCCAGAGGCUGCUCCAGGCCGAGGACUGGAACCGCAACACGGAGGAGAGCGGGGACUUCCACUGCAUGCUGGUCACGAAUCAACAAGCUGACCACUACAGACUGAAGGAGCUGGGGACGUAUUGCAAAGAAAGCAGACGCAUGGACCAAUGGAUCCCUGAGUUGGCCCUGCAAGAUCGCUGA